AUGGGAGUUGAAAAUGAACUUGAAACGAAGUUAUUAAAUUUGGAACCCGAUGACAUGUCCAUUGAGGAAAUAUCUAUGACAAUUAAAAACACAAUACUGGAAGUAACAAACAAUGAAAUGCGCAUCGAGGCGCAAUUUGCAGUAGCUGCCAUUACGAGUGACAUCACACAGUUCAACACGGUAGUAGCAGCGAUUGAGUCAAGUGUUAUCGCCGAUGUAAGUGAUGCAGUGCUUCAUCCUCCUGAAACUGGAAGAUACGCUAAUUUAAAGGCUUGCAUCAUAGAGCGGUACAGUGAGAGCGAGCAGCGGAAGAUUCAACGGUUGUUGUCAGAAGUUGAACUUGGUGAUAGACGCCCAACACAGUUGCUAACGAAGUUGACAGCGUUAGCUAAAGACAAGGUGAGCGAUGAGUUCCUUAAGUCUCUUUGGCUGAAGCGUUUGCCACCACAAGUGCGCGCUAUUCUGCAGGCAUCGAACGUGGCACUAGCAGAACUGGCGAAAUUAGCAGACCGUAUUUGCGAGGCGGGUGAUUUUCAACAGAUAGCUGUAGCGUCAGCCUCUGAUUGUCCAGCCUAUUCUGAGAAUGCUGUGAUUUUACGAAGGCUUGAGCAAAUCGAACAGCGUCUGAGUCGUUUGGAUUUACGUCGUAGUGAGUCGGUGCAAAGUCGAUCGUCAUCGAGGAGGCGUAGGCGAACUCGUUCCCGACCAGGAAGUCAUCCAGAUUGGUGCUGGUAUCACGAAAGGUUUGGUGAUAGAGCUAAUGCUUGUCGGCAGCCUUGUAGUUUUGUGGCAAGCUCUCAUCAGUCAAAAAACUAG
Teleopsis dalmanni is the source of this 816-nucleotide messenger RNA. RefSeq lists its product as uncharacterized. Bases 1 to 816 code for a protein of 271 amino acids. The record is from RefSeq and is a predicted model, not a curated record. NCBI's taxonomy places the organism in Eukaryota, Metazoa, Arthropoda, Insecta, Diptera, Diopsidae. The transcript is spliced from 2 exons.